Messenger RNA from Chrysemys picta bellii (western painted turtle), 1432 nucleotides. RefSeq names its product PDGFA associated protein 1 (gene PDAP1). NCBI's taxonomy places the organism in Eukaryota, Metazoa, Chordata, Testudines, Emydidae. The record is from RefSeq and is a predicted model, not a curated record. Gene Ontology annotation, molecular function: RNA binding. Gene Ontology annotation, cellular component: cytosol.
GGGGCCUCGUGCUCCAGGGCCAGGCUUGGUGACUGGGCUGAGGAGGGAGCCGCGCGCUGGGGCUGCGGUGUGCGGCUUCCGCUUCCGGGUCGAGGACUGGGGGACUCGCUGCAGCUGCUGCCGGAGCCGCCAUCACCGCCGCUAUGCCGAAAGGAGGUAGAAAAGGAGGCCACAAAGGCCGAGCAAGACAGUACACAAGCCCUGAAGAGAUUGAUGCACAGCUCCAAGCAGAAAAACAAAAGGCCAGGGAAGAGGAGGAGCAAGAAGAAGGGGGAGAGGGGGCAAUAGGAGACCCCAAAAAAGAGAAGAAAUCGUUAGAUUCAGACGAGAGUGACGAAGAUGACGAGGACUAUCAGCAAAAGCGCAAAGGCGUGGAAGGGUUGAUAGACAUAGAGAAUCCCAAUCGCGUUGUUCAGACAGCCAAAAAAGUAACUCAGCUGGAUCUGGAUGGACCCAAGGAGCUGUCGCGGAGAGAGCGAGAAGAAAUAGAGAAGCAGAAAGCAAAAGAAAGAUACAUGAAAAUGCAUCUAGCUGGUAAAACGGAACAGGCAAAGGCAGAUCUCGCUCGACUAGCCAUCAUCCGGAAACAGAGGGAAGAAGCUGCCAAAAAGAAAGAGGAGGAAAGAAAAGCAAAAGAUGACGCGUCUGUGGCAGGCAAAAGACUGCAAUCACUAUCCCUUAACAAAUAAGCACAGGACAUGCAGGAGGAAGAAUUCCAGGGAACUCUGCCUGGUGCCUGCCAGGAACUCUGCCAUGUUGCAUACCACAUGCAGGGUGUACUGCAACAUCGAAGUCAAAUUCACCUCCAAGAGACACUGACAGUGUGUUCGUCUUCAUCUUGGCACAGAAUUCCAUUUUGGGUUGGGGGGGCAGCUGCUAUCUUCAGGGCAGAACCGUGCUGAACAGCACUUCUCUGUGUAACAGUUUGGAAACCUGAAUGUUUUUGCUGUUUUUAGGACCGAGAACACAUUAGGGGCAGGGUAGGGGAGCAAGGUGGGAGGGGAAAUGCUUCAUAUAUUAGAUCACAAAACCUAGAUUUUUCUGUCAGCUUGGGGGUGGGGUAUGGGGUCGGUAAUCUUGAUGAAAACCCAAAGGUCGGGGGGGUGUAUCGUCAGGACCCACUUCUGCAAACAGCCCGUGAAAUUGAGCUGCAGAGUGUUGUAAGAAUAGUCUGGAAGCCUAACUUCAGGGCUGUUUUUCUGGAGUGCUGUUCAUUCCCAUUUUCACCCUCCACCCCUCCCCCCCCCCUUUCCCUCCUUUUUUCUCUCCUCUGACUAGGGAUAGUGUCAGUUUUUAACCACAUCAUCCUUUGUUUAAAGCAAAGCCUUCAUUGAUUGUACCAAAACCCAGGUAAAAAGAAAAACUCAAUAAAUUAAAAACAAACCAACCCAAACUUGUAUAUUUGGCUGAUUAAAAUUUAAAUUAUCGUAAA